AUGGCCUUGCUUAGAUUCAAGGAUUCACUGUUCACUUAUGAUGAUGAUGCUGGUUAUUCCUAUUCCUCUUGUGGCGAGCUGCCCACUCUGAAUGACGCUUGGGACGUGGAGGAUACGGACUGCUGCUCUUGGGGUGGUGUCACCUGUGAUCGGUUGACUGGUCAUGUUAUUGGCCUCGACCUUAGCUGCCAUGAUCUUUAUGGCACCGUUGCUCCCAACAGCACCCUCUUCCUCCUUCCUCACCUACAGAAACUCAACCUAGCUCAUCUUCGUUCUGAUGGUUCUAUCCCUUCUGGGUUUGGUUUAUUUCCAAAUUUGACGCACCUUAAUCUCUCCAGCUGUUUGUUCUCAGGCUAUAUUCCACCUGAAAUUUCUCGUUUGUCCAAAUUGGUUUCACUUGAUUUGUCUUUCAAUUCUGACUCUGAUGAAGUCUUGAAAUUCCAUAGUCAUGUAUUUGAAAAUUUAUCACGAAACCUCUCAAAAUUGACCUUUCUGGAUCUAAGUGAAGUGGACAUGUCUUUGGUUUCACCUAAAUCUUUGUUGAACCUUUCUUCUUCUCUGAAAUCUCUUCAUCUCUCAAGCUGUUUCUUGCAGGGGAAUUUACCAGGAAACUUUUCGGGCUUUCAAUCCCUGGAGGCGCUUGAUAUUGCAUCCAACUUUGGUUUGAUAAUUAAAAGUUCAGAAGCUAAGUGGCCUGCUUCACUAAGGAUCUUAGAUAUCCACGAGACAAGUUCAUCAGGAGAGCUAUCAGAUUCGAUGAUCAAUCUCAUGUCGUUGGAGUACUUAGAUCUCUCAUUCAACAGUUUCUUUGGUUCAAUUCCAGCAUCUCUUGGCAAUCUUGAGUUCUUGAAGCACUUGGAUAUUUCAAACAACAAUUUCUUUAGCUCAAUUCCAGUAGAACUGGGCAAUCUCAGGUCCUUGGAGUACUUAGAUCUUUCAUUCAACAAUUUCUUCAGCUUCAUACCAACAACGCUUGGAAAUCUCAAGUCCUUGAAGUACUUAGAUUUCUCAUUCACCAAUUUUUCUGGGUCGAUACCAUCAGCACUUUGCAAUCUCAAGUCCUUGAAUUACCUAGACGUUUCAUUCGCCAAUUUUUCUGGGUCGAUUCCAGCAGCACUUGGCAAUCUCAAGUCUAUGGAGUACUUGGAUCUCUCCUUCAACAAAUUCUCUGGCUGGAUACCGCCAUCACUUGGUAACAUUGAGCAGCUCAAAUACUUAGCUUUGAAGUCUAACCAUUUUUCAGGGCAGAUUCCUGAUAUUUUUGCUAAAUCUAGCAAAUCAGACUCGGUAAACCCAUCUCCCUACAAUUUCAGCAGUCAGUUGCAAUUUUCGCUUGAGGAUGUUGAUUUUAGUGAUAAUGAGUUGCACGGGCCAAUUCCAAGUUCCAUUUUUGAACUUGUGAAUCUUAAGAGUCUUUUUCUUUCUUCUAACAACCUUAGCGGCACGUUUGAGUGGAACUUGCUUAGAAAGCUCAAAAAUCUUGUGCAACUUGAUCUUUCAUGGAACAGUGAGCUAUCCUUGAGAAGUAGCAGCCAUGUCAACUUUACUUUGCCCGAUCUUCAAUCAUUAGCUCUUGCUUCUUGCAACAUAACAAAAUUCCCAUAUUUCUUGAAAACGUUGGAGAAUUUGAGCUUUUUAGAUCUCUCCCAUAAUAGAAUUCAUGGCAAGAUCACCAAGCAGAAGUCAUUCGGUUGGACAAGCUUAAGUACUUUAAGUCUCUCUCAUAACUUUUUGACUGGAAUCGAGCAAUAUCCAUGGAUCAACAUUCGAACUCUGGACUUAAGUUUCAACUUGCUCCAAGGAUCACUUCCAGUACCACCAAAUUCCACCGAGAUUUUCUUGAUUUCCAACAAUAGAUUGGGUGGAGAGAUCCCUUCAUCAGUUUGCAAUUUGACUUCUCUUGCGGCGCUUGAUUUGUCUAACAAUGAUUUAGCAGGAUUGCUUCCAAAAUGUUUAGGAGACAUUGUUGAAUCUCUCUUUACCUUGAAUUUGCAGGGCAACAACUUCCAUGGUGGAAUCCCAGAAAUAUUUGCACAUGGUAGCUUGGUGUAUCUGAAUGCUAAUGGCAACAAAUUCAACGGUCCAUUGCCAAGAUCUCUAGCAAAUUGCACGAGUCUGCAAGUUCUAGAUUUGGGGAACAACAAGUUAAAUGACACGUUCCCCCAUUGGCUGGAACAUCUCCUAGACCUGCAAAUUCUUAUCUUGAGAUCCAAUAGCUUCCAUGGAAUCAUUGGAAAUCCCAUUACCACAUCUCCUUUCCCCAAGUUGCAAAUUCUUGAUAUCUCUCACAAUGAAUUCACUGGACUUCUACCUUCAAAAUAUCUACAGCAUCUGAAAUUUUUGAUGAAGGUGGGUGAAGUUAAAGUUGAAGCAAAGUAUGCAGGAGAUAGUGCAUACUAUUUUCAAGAUUCUUUGGCUGUGGAUCUAAUAAUGAAGGGGGUGGAGCUUGAAAUGAAGGAAAUUCUAACCAUUUUCACAGCCAUUGAUUUUUCAAGCAAUAUAUUUCAAGGAGACAUUCCUGAAGAAGUUAGUCUGUUGAAGUCUCUAGUGGUGCUCAACUUUUCUCACAAUUAUCUAACAGGUCACAUCCCAUCAUGGCUUGGAAAUUUGACAGAGCUUGAAUCACUAGACCUCUCAGUUAACAGAUUUGUUGGAGAAAUUCCUCAGCAGUUAACAGUUCUAACAUUUCUUGCUGUGUUGAAUCUUUCAUAUAACCACCUCAAUGGAAUCAUACCUCAAGGUAACCAAUUCAAUACAUUUUCAAAUGAUUCUUACAUAGGGAACAUGGGUUUGUGUGGAUUUCCACUGUCAAAGAAUUGCAACAAUGGUGAGGCAUCCCAGUUACCUCCUCCAAGAUUUGAUGAAGGAGGAGAUUCUGCAGAGUGCUGGUUUGAUUGGAAAAUUGCAUUGAUGGGCUAUGGAUGUGGACUAGUGUUUGGUUUGUCCAUGGGAUAUAUCAUAUUUGCAACAGGAAAACCAGAAUGGUUUGUGAGAAUCGUUGAAGCAAAACAAUACAAAUGGACGAGAAGAUCAAAAAAUUUUAGGGGCAAAGGGAGAAGAACUAAGUAA
Messenger RNA from Manihot esculenta (cassava), 3069 nucleotides. RefSeq names its product receptor like protein 22. NCBI's taxonomy places the organism in Eukaryota, Viridiplantae, Streptophyta, Magnoliopsida, Malpighiales, Euphorbiaceae. The record is from RefSeq and is a predicted model, not a curated record. The transcript has a single exon. The coding region runs from base 1 to 3069 and encodes 1022 amino acids. Gene Ontology annotation, molecular function: protein binding.